AGAACUAGAACUAGAACCCUUCCAAGACACACCAAAGAGAGGAAAAAAAACCCCAAUUUUUUCAACACUUCUCUCUUUCUCAACCUUGCCUUCUCUGCUCCAUGGCUUCAGACUCUGUUAAAAUAGUUUUCCUUUAACUUGCACCAUAUUAUCUGAUCUGGGUUUUCUUUAUUUCUCAUUCAGAUCAUUGUUUUUUUCUCUAUGAAAGUACUUUCUUUUCUUCUUCUGUUUGCUUCACUAACCUUUGGAAGAAAUAAAGACCCAGCCUUUUUUCCCCUUGUGGUUAUAGUAUCUUCUUUGACGGUAUAAUGAGAUUCUAAAAAAAUGUGAUUUUGUUUCAAGGAAGCAGGAUAUUGGUGUAUGUUUCAAGAUCAGCUUCAUUUUUCUUAUUUCUUUCUAUAUUGACGGUGAUAGAGUUGUCUAUAGAAAGAAGAGGAAAGCUAUAAACCUUCAGCUGUUUGAUAUUGUUGUUUAAGUGAUCCUUUUACAAUGAGAGGAGGUAGAGGAAAAGCAAAGAAGCAGAAUGUUGUUUCUUCUCUUGAUGAUCCAGCAAGCGGUGAAGAUGAAAAACUUCCUGCUUAUAAGAGAAGAGGAAGGCCGCAAAAGCAAACGAGGGAUGAUGUCGAUGAAGAUGAAGUGGAGAAGGCUGAAGAAGAUGGUGAAGAUGUAAAAGGUUCGGUUCCUGCCAAAGAGAUGAAAAAUCAGGCUGCCACAGAGAACGGAAGGAAGAGGAAAAGGUCAAUUCAAGCAAAAGAAAACAUAGAUUCAAUCAAGAAAGCAAACGGUGUCACAACGAAGUCGAGCACAGAUGAUUCAACAAAACCGGUUGGAUACCGGCAAAAUGGUAGCAGACGCAAAAACAAGCCUCGACGGGCCGCCGAAGCUGUUGUUGAGUGCAAGUGAGAUUCUGGGUUGAAAAAUCAUUCCACAAGUAAUGCUAGUCUGCGCAUGUAUGGAUUCAUGUGUUUCUUUUUGUCACACAUUAUUUGCUUUUUUGCAGUUUAUGUGUUCCAUUUCGGUAGUGUUUAAUUUUGGUUGCAAGUUUUCUUUUUUUGGGUAAGUGC
This is a messenger RNA of Hibiscus syriacus, 1064 nucleotides long. RefSeq lists its product as uncharacterized. The transcript has 2 exons. Lineage: Eukaryota; Viridiplantae; Streptophyta; Magnoliopsida; Malvales; Malvaceae. The record is from RefSeq and is a predicted model, not a curated record. The coding region runs from base 490 to 903 and encodes 137 amino acids.